AGCUACAAAAUGGUCAUGCUAUACCUCUGAAGGCAGCUCAGGUCAUAGCUGAUCGUGCAGCACUGAGCCAGUCAGGUUAUUUUGGUUUUUGUAGUGUGGAGGAAAGCCUAGGGACCACAGACAUCAGGGACUAGAGCGAACCAACAGGAAGUCAUUGUUGAUUUGGCCAAUCACAUCCAGCGCAGUCCAGCAGGACAGAAUCCACAGAGAGGACUCUUCCCACUAGCAUCCACUCUGCCUGUAGCUGCGUUAGCUCUGUCAUUAAGUUCACCUUGUUGACCAGCCCUUUCACGGGCUGCUGGACGCACAACAACAGUGGAGAGCUGUCAUUUUCACUCCGACACGGACGAGUAGAGCAGCGAGUGAACUAAGGAGCAUUUCGGGUGGGAGACACCGGUGGAGAUGUGUAAUAAGCUGCACUGGACAGCAAGGACCUACCUGGCUGCCAGUCCAUCGACUGACAGCUGUCACCUAGCUGCUUAGCUAACUAGCUAGCUAGGUGAGCUAACGGCUAACAAGUGUUUUUUCUCGCAGCCCGGCUAACUGAGCCAGCCAGUGCGGAUCUCGGUUCAGAGAGGAAAACGGCGACUUCUCAGCAGCAUUUGACUCCGCCUGCUGUUCAAACCAUGAGUUAGCCGAGCAGCGUCGGGCAGCAGUGUUUGUAAUAUUUUGAGGUCCAGCUAGUGUAGCUAGCUUUUUAGCUCGAAGCUAGCUAGCUCACUCAAUUAUUGAAAAACUGCUGAAGCGUUAACACCUCAGCGAACAGGGACCGAUUAUACCCGACCACGAUCGCGGUUACGACGCGGACACAUUGUGGACUCGGUUGGAUAAAAUCUCGGGGAAAUGAAGAAAUUUUUUGACUCUCGUCGGGAGUUCGUGGGCUCCGGGCCUGGUUCUGGAGCCGGUGGAGGAGGCGCUGGUUCUGGCGGCGGUGGCAGCUUCAUCGGACGGGUCUUCAGCAUCGGACGAUAUCAAGUGACCGUGGAGGAAAUCGUCGCCGAAGGAGGUUUUGCCAUAGUUUUUUUGGUGCGGACUCAUCAAGGCCUACGUUGUGCACUAAAAAGAAUGUAUGUCAACAACGAACAUGAUCUGCAGGUCUGCAAACUUGAGAUACAGAUUAUGAGGGACCUAGUGGGCAACAAAAACAUAGUUGGUUUCCUGGACUCCAGCAUAACUGCCGUCGGAGCGGGUGAUGUGUGGGAAGUCCUGAUCUUAAUGGACUUUUGUCGAGGUGGGCAGGUGGUCAAUUUAAUGAAUCAGCGGCUACAGACAGGCUUCACUGAGGCCGAGGUGCUGCAGAUCUUUUGCGACACAUGUGAAGCUCUCGCUCGUCUCCACCAGUGCAAGACUCCAAUCAUCCAUCGAGAUCUCAAGGUUGAAAAUAUUCUCCUGCACGACCGGGGACACUAUGUGCUCUGUGAUUUUGGAAGUGCCACCAACCGCUUCCAAAACCCUCAAACGGAGGGGGUGGCAGUGGUGGAGGAGGAAAUUAAAAAGUACACAACUCUGUCAUACCGCGCCCCAGAGAUGGUCAACCUCUACGGUGGAAAAGUCAUUACAACAAAGGCAGACAUUUGGGCCAUGGGUUGUCUACUCUAUAAGCUGUGCUACUUCACGCUUCCUUUUGGUGAGAGCCAAGUGGCGAUCUGUGACGGCAGCUUCACUAUCCCAGACAAUUCGCGCUACUCCCAGGAAAUGCACUGUCUCAUUAGAUACAUGCUGGAACCUGACCCAGAUAAGAGACCAGACAUCUACCAAGUAUCCUACUUUGCCUUUAAACUGGCUCGACGAGAAUGUUCAGUCCAAAAUGUACAUAAUUCGCCCAUUCCUGCAAAACUUCCUGAGCCUAUCAGAGCCAGUGAAGCAGUGGCCAAAAAGAGUCAAACCAAAGCCAGGCUCACAGACCCAAUUCCUACCACAGAAACCUCAAUUGCACCUAGACAACGGCCCAAAGCUGGCCAGGCCCAGCCACAGCCUAUAUCAGGCAUUCUUCCCAUCCAGCCAGCUCUCACACCACGCAAGAGGCCCAGCGUGACAACUGGAGCGCCCCAGGCCAUAGGCGUUGGUAUCGGUGUCCCACCUCCAGCUGCAGCUGCUGUCCAGCCUGCUCAACAGGCUUCUGCUGCGCAAGCUGCAGCACAGCCAGCACAGACAGCCAACAUGCAGCCACAGGCUACACCUCAGCAUCAGCAGCUCCUCAUAAAGCAGCAGCAAGCUUCAGCCUUCUUAAGCCCCCAGAGCAACCAGCAGCAUCAGCUGGUGCAGAACAUCCACCAACAGCAGCAACAACAAACACCGUCUCAAGCGUCUACUCUGCUGCAGUCCAAAGCUAAACCUGUUCCUCCAGUUGUUACCCUGCAGCAUCAGCAGCAUGUAGCAGCUCCACAUCUCACACCCAUCCCUGAGUCUGCAGUCACUGGCCCUGCAGCUGACCCAGAGACAACUAGCAGAGGGAUGCACAAAGUUGGAUCCUUGACACCCCCUUCGUCGCCAAAGAUGGCCCCCAAGAGUGGCCACAGACGCAUCCUGAGCGAUGUCACCCACAGUGCCCUUUUUGGGGUCCCAGUCAGCAAGUCCACCCAGCUACUUCAGGCAGCCGCAGCUGAGGCCAGCCUCAACAAAUCCAAAUCAGCCAGCACCACUCCUUCUGGCUCCCCCUGCUCGUCCCAGCAGAAUGUGUAUCAUCCAGGUGAUGCUGACGCUCCAUCAGCACUUACUGCAACCAGCACUCAGCCCAGCUGGAACCCCUUCGGAGACGAUAACUUCUCCAAACUAACAGCAGAGGAGCUGCUCAACAAAGACUUUGCCAAGCUAGCUGAGACUGCUGCGGCAGGAGAGAAGGUCACGGACUCCAGUGAAAAUCUCAUUCCAGGGCUCAAUGCUUUUCCAGCUGAAAGAUCUGCAGACAGCACAAGUGCAGGUUCAGGACUGCUGACUGCCCCGGACUCCUUUAAUACCCACUCACUCUCUGACACCACAGCAAAAGCUGAAGUGUGUGUGGAUUCACUGAUUCCUGGUUUGGAAGCUCCCCAGGCUCAGAGACAUUCAGGCCAGCCAGAGCUCAUCCCUGCCAGCAUGCCAGACUCUCUCACUGGGGAGGACUCUCUGCUGGGUUGCGAUCUGUUAUCUCAUACUUCUCAUGGAAGCCAGUCUGUUUCUGCUCUCCCUUCCUCCUCCUGCUCCUCUGCUCCUCCUGGCUCCGGCUCUGGAUCCUGUCUGGAGGAGCUGCCACCUGGUCAGACUGCUUCUGACUCUGCUUUCCUCAUGUCGUGUGGGGAGAAGGGCAAUGACGACGAGUUUGACCCUAUUCCCGUGCUCAUCUCCAAAAACUCAAAUCAAGAUGCGCAAGGGGAGAGUAAUGGCUACUCUGUGCUUGACGAGGGACAAGAGACUGAAACUCUCGAAGGAAGUCCUCAGAAAGACGAGGACUGUGUGCACUCCAGCGACGAAGACGAGGAGAAAGAAGCCCAAAAGGAAGAGCAGCAGGAUGAGGGAGUCAUUGAGAGCCAUGUUGCCGCCCACGACUGCAGCGGCUCUAGACCUCUGCUGAUGGACUCUGAGGAUGAAGAAGAGCCUCAGUUGGCUCUCCAGUCAUCGCUGCUCUCCAGCACAGUACCAACACAACCAUCGUCUACCUUCCAUCAACCUACUUCAAGCACCUUCGCUCAGAAUCAUUCCUCGCAUCCGCACGAGCCAGAAAAGGGGACCGAUGUCGCUGCAGACGUCUUCUCCAAAGCCCCCUUUCGGAUCGCGCAUGAAGACACAAGCGAUGUGUUUGCCAACGCUCCUUUCCCACACGCCCCCCUCGUAGCACAGCAGCAGCUCGACGUAUUCUCUCAGGCUCCGUUCGGAAAGAGAAAGGAGGCCGCAGGGGUGCAACCGAAGACCUCAUAUCCCCAUGCAGCCGGUGUUCACGCUGUAACCUCUGAUCAAGGUGUGUUGGGACAAGUUGCCCAGCAGCCCUUCCGCCCUCAAGCUCUGGCCAAAUAUUCCCGACACUUUGAGGGACCUUUGCCCCAGCAGCCGGUAGCAGCUCACAGGGUGGUGUCUAAUGUGAGCAGGCAAGCCGCCGUGGCAUCGGUCCCUGUUGGACCUCUUCACUCAUGGACCUCAGAAGUGAGCGCUGUAGACCCCUUCGUCUCCGCACCCUUCCACCUCAAGGCCCCACAAGAGAAGCCCUGAAUGCACACUCAGAGGUCGGGGCAGUGGGAAUCGGCGCCACUAAAUUAUGCAAACUGUAACAGGCACGCUGCAUGCUGACACCAGCGCUGCAGCUGGACUGCAGGCCCGCAUGGAUCUCCUUCUUAACUGGCUCCAAUUAGAUCUGAUAGUGCAAAGUCAUCUUUACUAAACUGACAUCAUUCCCACACUCCUUGUCACUUUUUUAUUUUUCCGGCGAUCUCCUUCCAGGUUUUGAAUUGUCCUUAAACCUUCUGGUAUACAUCUCCACGAAGACAAUAUGGUGGUCAAGCAUUUGAUUGUUUUCUUGCCUACCUCAGUUACCUUUUGUGUCGGCGCUGAAACACCACACAGUGAGGGAGUUCGUAGAUUGCAGCUUUGGCAGUUUUAUUUUCCUGUACAUUUGAGCUCAACUGUGAAACUAUGAUCUGAAAACGCCUCAUUCCUCCGUUGUAUGGGUUCUCAGAAAGGACAAAUUUCAGCUUGAAUCAUAAGAUUAUAACUUCACAGAAGCUUGAAAGAGGAGAAGGACACCGUGUAGCACUAACAUGGAGUGAAACAGUCUCCGCAGUCUUAUGCGUAUUCACAUCAAACAAGAAGUAUGUAAACCGCCUUACAGUGACACCCUCAGAGUCAAUAGUUUUGGGCCUUUUGGUCUGUGAAGCAGAUGCUGGAUACUGUUGCAUUUCAAGGAUCACAUUUGUUCAUGUGAAAUGUAAGGGUUUUUUUUGUUUGUUUUUUUUUCAAUCCAAAAUGUUUGCAUUUUUGUCAUGUGUAUUAUGUUUGUAGUCGCUGUCCUGUCUCAUGAAAAUGGAAUACCAGUGUUUGUUCCAUGUAAUGUACGAACCUUAUAUACAUGUUAGGCAUAGAAAAUUCAUUAUAGUGGCUCCUAUGUUAUAUAAAUGUCAAAUAUUCACUUUUCUUUUUACCUCCUUACUGUACAAGCUGACAUCUCAGAAGCCUUACACUCUUCCAGUACUUCCCUCCUACCACAUCAAACAGCAUAUAUCACCUUUGCCUUUCGUGCCCUCCUGAAGAAAACUGCUGCAUUUACAUCAUUUAAUUGCACUCGCAUUCAGCGCCAAAUACCUGUGCUGUCUGCAGUACACAUGCAAGAGUUCCAUUCACCACCGUAAUGCAUCUCUAUUGUAGACCUCUCUAUGAAAUCCAAAUGCGUACUAACUGUGACACCCACAGUUCUGAGUAAAUGAAACUUGACUGCAACUUUAAAAAAUGCUUUCCUGCAGUCACACAUAUAUCUACAGCACUUAUGCUUGGAUGGAUUGUAAUAGUAGUGUCGUGUAAGUGAGAUCUUGAAUGGUGUCUGAGGACAUUCCUUUUUGAAUUUAUUUCCAUCGCCAUUUGGAAAUAUUUUAUUGUCGUUGUACUUUGUGAAAAUCAUGGAACAUGUUUUUGGUUCCCAUCAUGGCACUUUUAAGAAAGGGGAUCCAACCUGUUUCAACCCAAAGUUUAAAUUAUGUAUUCCUCUGUUGCAAUGUCAAAUCUUGUUUUCUUUUCUUUUUGAAGUGUACAAUCUUUUUUUUUUCUUUUUUUUUUUAAACAAUUGUUCACUUUUCGCACCCAAGUUGUCUACAUGAAGAUUGCACAUAGUCACUGACACAGAGUCAGGGUUCUCUAAGAAUGUGUUUUGUCUGUAACACAGCUGUACAAUUAUUUUUCGACCGGUGUUGUAUAGGAAACCUUUGGAGGAACAGCAAAUGACACUGUUGGACAUAAAAGCACUCAAAAUACUUGUUAUGCUGCACAGCCUGCCUUUGAAAACUAUGUUGUAAGUCAUGAAAAAAACAAACUAUUAAAUGAAUGUAAAUUAAA
Stegastes partitus (bicolor damselfish) is the source of this 6012-nucleotide messenger RNA. It is a transcript of the gene aak1a, whose product is annotated as AP2 associated kinase 1a. Gene Ontology annotation, molecular function: protein kinase activity; ATP binding. The coding region runs from base 844 to 4182 and encodes 1112 amino acids. Lineage: Eukaryota; Metazoa; Chordata; Actinopteri; Pomacentridae. The transcript is spliced from 20 exons. The record is from RefSeq and is a predicted model, not a curated record. Gene Ontology annotation, biological process: protein phosphorylation.